Messenger RNA from Colletotrichum destructivum, 1126 nucleotides. RefSeq lists its product as uncharacterized. The coding region runs from base 717 to 893 and encodes 58 amino acids. The record is from RefSeq and is a predicted model, not a curated record. The transcript has 4 exons. NCBI's taxonomy places the organism in Eukaryota, Fungi, Ascomycota, Sordariomycetes, Glomerellales, Glomerellaceae.
AGAGUCCCGCGUGGUCUUUCACUUUUGCUGUUCAAAACUACCAAGGUGUUGAAGGGAAUUCCGAGGCUGGGACGACUUUGUUUGCGUUGGCAUGAUCGAGUUGACAGGCGUGGGCGCAGAAUAUCGCGUCAAAACUUUUAGCCUUUCUUUUCUGUAUGGCCCCACUCUGGUCUCGCACGCCGCCUUCAACAUGGCUUGAAUCGGCUUGACAUACAGCAAAGGACUCCGCCCUGUCCCUGUCGCCCAAGAAUUAAAUGUGUGAUAUGUAAUUAUAAGAAACCGUUGUCGCCUUCGCCCUUGCGAAACCUCGAGCGCAGCCAGACGCAGAGUCCAACUGUGGUAGCAUAGUGCGAUGAAAGUGGUUCUCUAGGAUAUGACGAUGCAACAACACCCUGCACAAAGUGCUGGCCCAAUUCAGGCAACAGGUAGCAAUUCCAACACUCAUAGAGUAUAUUGAUUCAUCGCUUGACAUGCUAUUUCUGUCCCAAACCACCAAUGCGACUCUCGUCAUUCGCCAGCCGCAUAUGCAACUAUCACAGCCGUAGCCCCGAUACCUGCAAAUAUCCACCCCGGACCAUGUUCUAAACUACAAUCAGCCCAUUCUACAUCUCAUCUAUAAUCCCACUUACACACUUAUACUCAUUCUACUCAUUCGCAACACAAACACUCCCUUUUCUUAACACAGACCGUAGCAGAGCCGAAGGAACACUUUCGAGAUGCGGAAAGGAAACCUGACACCCAAGACAAUCACGGCCCCGCUAGCGGCGUUCACGAUGGCAUGCAUCCUCUUCGCCUAUACCCGCUCGUCUAUCCGCUCAGCGCGUGAUCAGGCCAGAUACGGCAACAGCCCCAGAAGUCCUAGGUCACCAUCCUCGGAUUCCAGCCCCUCGUAGCACCGCGUAUGUGCUGAACGAACAAAGGCGUGCAUAGGACCGGUUGUUAUCUUCCGAAUUGCAUCCAUCUCACCAUGAGAUAGGAGGAUGAAGAGAAAGCGAAACUUUGCCGUUUCAUUUUUCUUGUCUUUUUACUGUUUUCCCGUGCUUUCUCAAUAGUCAAUACCCCUUAUUUCUGUCUGCAUUUGCUAGAUACCAACCAACACAGAACUUGCCGACUUUCUUUCUCUCAU